GUCAAUUCAUAACAGCAACGAGAAAGAGAAACAACAACAACAGCUAUCAAAAACCAAACCCCUCUCUCUCUCUCUCUCUCUCUCUCUCUCUCUCGAACAUGCAGAGGCAGUCGCUGGGCUCACCAUCGUCAAAGCUGGUACAAGAUGAGCGGCAAACCCAGAAGCAAUUCCCCUCUUCUUCUUCUUCUUCUUCUUCUUCUUCUUCACAUCUCUCCACCAUUAAUGGAGAAGACUACUGCAAAGUAGAAGAGGAAGAGCUGAAGAAGAUGAUGAGACUGAAGCCGCCCCACACCUACAUUCACAUCAUCCCAAUGCUCACUCUCCUCUGCUUCCUCAUUCUCUACCUCUCCUCCCACGACCCUUCUCCCAAUGAUUUAGCUGAGUUCAAUACCUUGAAGACUUUCCCCAAUCGCGCAGAAUCAGAAGACAAUAUUUCAGAACUGAAGGGCAUAAUGGAGAUAAGAAAAGGCGACGUGCUGGCGCUACGGAGCUUGAAGAACUCGGCGGCCAAACACCGCCGGCUCCACCGCAAAAUCCCCCGGUUUUAGCCCCAUUUUCUGCUCACUCACUCUCUCUCUCUCUCUUUCAUUAAUACUUUUAAAUUUUUUCCUACUUAAUUUCUUCACAACUCCAUCUGUAUUUAAUCUGUGAUUAUAAGCGCACCUUUUUUCCCCACAGAUUUUUUGCGAAAAAUUCCGUCGGUGGGAUUUGCUCUUUUCUUUUUUAAUUGUUAUUUUUGUUAAAAAAAAUUCUGAUGAAAUUGAUGGAAAAUUUCAACUAUUAGCAAUCUA
Molecule: messenger RNA, 791 nt
Organism: Sesamum indicum (sesame)
Lineage: Eukaryota; Viridiplantae; Streptophyta; Magnoliopsida; Lamiales; Pedaliaceae
Product: ribosome maturation factor
Source: RefSeq, a predicted model, not a curated record